UCAGACAGAUUAUGGGGUACCACAUUGUAGUUUGCCUGGAGGCAAAAAUAUUUGUGACAUCUUUUCAAAAGGAAUGAGAGGAAAAAGAACUGAAGCAAGAGUGAGCGGCUGGAAAGCGGUAAUACGACAUACGCAUGCGCACUGAACUUCAUUCCCUUUAACCGUUCCAAAUUUUUCACUGUUUAAUGAAUUCCUCUUAAUCAAGCACCACGCACUUUUAUUUGACCAUUUCUCGUCCACCACAAACACUGUUAUAAUACAUUUCCCAACAAUUCUACACACUUAGAAUAAAGUUCACAACUACCACACACAGAGUUAUAACAACAUUUCUAAUAACAGAUGACAUUGGCAUAACAGAAAAUGCACCUUCAAACCAUUCUAUCUUUUAAAUGCUAUAUGGAAGAGACAGCUAGCAUUAUUUCUAUAAAUUCAUUGUAAAAUUCCAAUGACAUUUUGCUCUGAACUGAGAUUAUUAGCAAAAUUUCUGUGUCAUAAUCUGGAGUGUAUACAAAGUGAGUUUGUGUGCUAAUAAAACUUGGAUAAAUUUUCAGAAGUUUUUAGAUAAAAGGAAAAUUGGACAGAAAUACAGCAGCUGAAAAAAUAGCAACGAUUAAAGAAUAGGAACAAAAAAUAUAUAGAAAUAUAGACAUAUUAUUAUUUCAGAAAUAAAUAUUGCAAAAACUAGAUGAAUUUUUCUGUUGGAGACAUGCCUAAAGACAGAGGAAAGCCAUCAUGUGAAUUUAAUAUCUGUGAAAAGUCAUUCUCUGAAAAUGGUAACCUAACAAAACGUAAGUGCAAUAAUACAAGGAAGAAGCAAUUUUGCUGCAAUAUCUGUGGGAAAUCAUUCUCUUUACGUAGUAGUUUAACAUUUCACCAACGAGUUCAUACGGAAGAGAAGCCAUAUGGAUGUGAUAUCUGUGGCAAAUCCUUCUCUCAGAAUGAUAACGUAACUAGACACAAACGUACCCAUACAGGAGAGAAGCCAUAUCACUGUGGUAUUUGUGGUAAAUCAUUCUCUCGAAGUGAUGCUUUCAUAUCUCACAAGCGUGUUCAUACAGGAGAGAAACCAUAUUGCUGUAAUAUCUGUGGUAAAUCAUUCACUCAAGGUUCUGACUUAACUAAACACAAACGAAUUCAUACAGGAGAGAAGCCAUAUCACUGUGAUGUCUGUGGUAAAUCAUUUUCUUUGUCAUCAAGCGUAACUAAACACAAACGUAUUCAUACAGGAGAGAAACCAUAUAAGUGUGGCAUUUGUGGUAAAUCUUUCACCCGAAAUACUUCAUUAACUUCUCACAAACGGAUUCAUACGGGAGAGAAGCCAUAUAAGUGUGAUAUUUGUAGUAAAUCAUUUUCUCGACUUGACUACUUCACUGCACACAAGCGUGUACAUACAGGAGAAAAGCCAUAUCAGUGUAAUAUCUGUGGUGAAACAUUCAGUGUAAGUUGUAGCUUACAAUCACACAAACGUAUUCAUACAGGAGAGAAGCCUUAUCACUGUGAUAUCUGUGGUAAAUCAUUCCAUCACAAUAAUGCUUUAAAAGUACAUAAAUCUAUUCAUACAGGAGAGAAGCCAUAUAACUGUGAUAUCUGUGGUAAAUCAUUCUCUCAAAAGAAUAAUUUAAAUAAACAUAAGCGUAUUCACACAGGAGAGAGGCCAUACAGUUGUGAUUUCUGUGGUAAAUCAUUUCCUCAAAAUAUUCAAUUAACAUCUCACCAACGUAUUCAUACAGGAGAGAAGCCAUAUCAGUGUAAUAUCUGUGGUAAAUCAUUCUCUUCAUUCUCUCAAAGUAGUAAUUUGAAGUCACACAGGCGUAGUCACACAGGGGAGAAGCCAUAUCAGUGUAAUAUCUGCAGUAAAUCAUUCGCUGUAAGUUCUGGCUUAACAAUACACAAGCGUAUUCAUACAGGAGAGAAACCAUAUCAGUGUGAUAUUUGUAAGAAGUCAUUCUCUGACAGUAGUAGUUUAAUAGUACAUAAGCGUAGUCACACUGGUGAGAAGCCAUAUCAGUGUGAUAUCUGUGGUAAAUCAUUCUCUUUAAGUAGUCACUUAACAAUACAUAAGCGUGCUCAUACAGGAGAGAAACCAUAUCAGUGUGAUAUCUGUGGUAAAUCAUUCUCUUUAAGUAGUCGCCUAACAAGACAUAAACGUACUCAUACAGGGGAGAAGCCUUAUAAAUGUGAUAUUUGUAGCAGAUCAUUUUCUCAACUUAGUAAUUUAAGAGUACACAAAUGUCCUCAUACAGGAUAGAAGCCACAUCACUGAUAUUUGUGGUAAAUCAUUCUCUCAAGGUCAUGGCUUAUCUAGACACAUAUGUAUCCAGUUGAAAGUGUAACUGUAUCAAUGUGGAACUUCUUUAUUUCAUAUAAUUUGCCAAAAGGGCAUCACACAGAUGGAAGCUUCGCGGGCUGGACACGGACAUUGAUGGUAUGAAUGAUGAUGGGAGAAGAGGAAAAGCGCCCGCUGACUUUUGCUUCUCUAAAACAAUGUUCUUUUUUCCCUUUUCCCCAAAGACACAAUGAGGCAAUAAACCUCUUACUUAACACAAUGUUCAGAAUUCUUUUUUCUUUGUUUAAAACACACAAAAAGUCACAUUUUCUAGACUCGUUCAGGUUAUCCGGCCGACCAGUAUCCUUGCUUCUUUGAAGCAUGCACCCGGUUCCAGGCCGGACCACACAGGUAUAUAUUUAUAGGAGCAAUGUGGAAUUUCUUAACAACCAAAAAACAUUUAAGUACCCACCUGAAAUGAGGUGGGCUUAGCUUUGUGAACUUUACCCAUGACAACAACCAAGCCACCCAUCAUUGGCUCUCUUUCUGAGGUUGUCUUUUACAGCUGUUUGAACUUUUAAUGAUGCCAACCUUUUUUUAUUUUCUGCUUACCACAUGAAGGAAUAUGGUUUAGUGUCAAAUUUCUUUCUUUCUAUGAAAAUUUAAAAACAAACACCGUCUUCUAUAAUUAAAUGUAUGUACAUUGGAAAAGAAAUAUAACAGUGUGUGAUAAGAGCCUUCCCACACUCUAUGUUUUAUAUUAACUCAACUAAACACUGUUGAGAUAACUUACCUCUGUAAUAGUUUUAAUAAAAGCAAUUUCCUCCAGA
Molecule: messenger RNA, 3096 nt
Organism: Octopus sinensis (East Asian common octopus)
Lineage: Eukaryota; Metazoa; Mollusca; Cephalopoda; Octopoda; Octopodidae
Product: zinc finger protein 271-like
Exons: 3
Coding region: 686-2248 (520 amino acids)
Source: RefSeq, a predicted model, not a curated record